AGAUUGGUCGACACUCACUGGUUGAUCACUCACUGAUCUGUGGGACUCACGCAGAGAGCACGACCUAGAGAGAGAGAGAGAGAGAGAGAAAGAGAGAGAGAGAGAGAGAGAGAGAAAGAGAGAGAGAGAGAGAGGGAGAGAGAGUGAAAGAGAGAGAGAGAGAGAGAGACAGACACCGGCAGAGAGAGAGAGAGAGAGAGAGAGAGAGAAAGAGAGAGAGAGAGAGAGAGAGAAAGAAAGAGAGAGAGAGAGAGACAGACACCGGCAGAGAGAGAGAGAGAGAGAGAGAGUGAACGGCACACACAGAGAGAGAGAGAGAGAUGUGCAGCAGCAUGCUCCGACAGAGUGAACAACUCCUGCGUGAGGACGAGACCGACUCCUGAUCUGCGCUCAACUUCGACGCUCAUUUUUAAAAACACUUUAGAACACUUUCUUUCACUUCCCUUCGACUCUACGGACGCCAGCACACCUUUCUUUCUUCUUCAUUUCCCCCAUCGUGGAUGCGUGCAGGAAGCGUGGAUGAUUAUGUUUGAAAAGGAGUCAGGACAGAAAGUGGAUCAGUCGACCGCCACAGCGAUGCCUUCCAACAAAUACUCUGCUGCCAUCAUCAUGGAGGAGAGCAAGAACAUGACCGCCACUGCGCCGGUGAACGGAGACACGCCUCCAGCAGAGAACCUAUCAGAGAACGACAGCGGCGUGGAGCUGACCAACGAGAACAGCCCUCUGACUGCUGCCGAACCGCCCUCGCCGUUCAGCCCGAAGCAGAACGGAGACGCCGCCUCACCUCAAGAUGAUAACGAGUGCACGAGAGAAAGCAGGAAGAGGAGCAGGAAGAAGUCAGAGGAGGAGGAGGAAAGCACCUGGGACUCCUACAGCGAGGAGAAAUCUUCAGGAGCGUCUCAGCUGGGUUUGAGGCAGACUCCUCGACCCAGAACCAUCUUCCAGGCCGGUCUGACGCCACACACACACACCAAACCUCGCAGACAGAACCGCAAACAGGAGCACAGCGUGUCACUGUGUGUUGCUGGUCCUCGGGCUGCCGUUGUACCCGUGGCGGUCCCUGAGGCCCCCCCCUCUCUGGAUCUGAUGGAACAAGACUCCAAAGACUCAGCGCAGAGCAUCAGCACCUCGUCCAGCUCUGAAAUCCAGCCCGAGUACAAUGACAAUAAGGGUUUUGGUAUCGGCGAGCUGGUGUGGGGGAAGAUAAAGGGCUUCUCCUGGUGGCCGGGCAUCGUGGUGACGUGGCGUGCUACGGGCAAACGGCAGGCCAGUCACGGCAUGAGGUGGCUGCAGUGGUUCGGAGACGGCAAGUUCUCUGAGGUUUCAGCGGACAAACUGGACUCCAUCACCGCCUUCGCCAAGUUCUUCAGUCAGGCCUCCUACACCAAGCUGGCCUCGUACCGCAGAGCCAUCUUUCAGGCGCUGGAGAUGGCCAGCAUCCGAGCGGAGAAGAAGUUCACUCCCUGUGAGUCGGACAAUCCAGACGACCAGGUCAAACCCAUGCUGGACUGGGCCAACGGGGGCUUCCUGCCCAAAGGAGAGGAGGGACUGAAACCGACACACACAGCCAGCAGUAACCCUCUGGACCACCAGGUCCUCGAUGUCUCCCUGCCUGAGUAUUUCCCCAGCGCCAAGCGGCCCAGAGUCAGUCUCUGUAAGAACAAGGCCGCCCCCGAGGAGUCCUACAGCAGAGAACAAAUGGUGAAUGAAGUCCUGAAGAAUAAAAGAAGUAUAGAAGAUUUCUGUCUCUCUUGUGGAAAGAUGAUGGCAGCAACCUUCCACCCGCUGUUUGAAGGAGGCCUGUGCCAAACGUGCAAGGACGUUUACCUGGAGAUGUCCUACAUGUACGAUGACGACGGUUAUCAGUCCUACUGCACCGUCUGCUGCGGAGGCCGAGAGGUUCUGCUCUGCGGCAACGCCAACUGCUGCAGGUGUUUUUGCGUGGACUGUCUGGACAUCCUGGUCGACCCCGGAGCGUCCAACAACGCUCGCUACCUGGACCCGUGGAGGUGCUACAUGUGCCAGCCGCAGCUGCAGUACGGCGUGCUGAAACAACGGCACGACUGGAGCCUCAAGCUGCAGGAGUUCUUCGCCAACGACAACGGACAGGAGUUUGAGACACCAAAGACGUACCCAGCAGUUCCUGCAGACCAGAGACGACCAAUCAGAGUGCUCUCCUUGUUCGACGGCAUAGCCACCGGAUACCUGGUUCUGAGAGACCUGGGUUUCAAGGUGGACCAGUACGUGGCGUCGGAAGUGUGCGAGGACUCGAUCUCGGUGGGCGUCGUCAGACAUGAAGGAAAGAUCCAGUACGUCCACGAUGUCCGGGACAUCACAAAGAAAAAUCUGUUGGAGUGGGGUCCUUUUGACCUGGUGAUCGGAGGAAGUCCGUGCAACGACCUGUCGAUCGUCAACCCCGCGAGGAAAGGUCUCUAUGAAGGUACAGGGAGGCUGUUCUUCGAGUUUUACCGCCUGCUGAGCGAAGCAAAGCCCAAAGAAGGAGAGAACCGGCCGUUCUUCUGGAUGUUCGAGAACGUGGUCGCCAUGGGCGUCAACGACAAGAGGGACAUCUCGCGAUUCCUGGAGUGUAACCCGGUGAUGAUCGACGCCAUCGAGGUCUCGGCUGCUCACCGCGCCCGAUACUUCUGGGGAAACCUACCGGGCAUGAACAGGCCUCUCUGUGCCUCCGGGAUGGACAAGCUGGAGCUGCAGGACUGUCUCGAGCACGGCAGAGUCGCAAAGUUUGGGAAGGUGCGUACCAUCACGACCCGUUCCAACUCCAUCAAACAAGGGAAGGAUCAACACUUCCCCGUCCUGAUGAACGGGAAGGAGGACAUCCUGUGGUGCACGGAGCUGGAGAGGAUUUUCGGCUUCCCUGUCCACUACACCGAUGUGUCAAACAUGGGUCGCGGCGCCAGGCAGAAGCUCCUGGGCCGGUCCUGGAGCGUCCCGGUCAUCAGGCAUCUGUUCGCCCCUCUGAAAGACUACUUUGCCUGUGAAUAGACGCCAACACAUCACCAGCAAAACAGACCCCCACUCAUGAUCCACCCACCAGCUUUGCUAUUGUGAGACUGGCUCCGACAAACAACAGCCGCCAUUAAAAAAAAACUUCUGGAAAAGAGCUGUACGACUUCUUUGGCUGGAAGAAUGGAAGUUUCAGGAGAAUUAGUGCGACUGGGAAAAACUUUUAGUGGAUCCUGGUGAUCACGCACUGCUGCCUUAAAACUGGAACAAAACCCCUUAAACACAGAGGGACACAAAGAAGGCAGAGGUGAGCACCUGAUCACCACCCCAGAGAGUCAAAGUGAGCGGGACGGGUCAGCGAUCAGUCCGUUGAAAAGAACGAUGACAUCACUUUUCUGUUUUUUUUUAACACUCGGCCUUGUACAGCCGUUUUAAUAGGAUCUUUUUUUAAAGCCUUUUGGAAGGUGUUUUUAAGUUGACAACACUGACUAGUUGCAGAAAACGCAGAGCGACUUGGUGCCAGAAGUAGAACUUUUUAGUGGCUCUGUAUCAUAAAAACAUUUCAGAGGUUUUGCUGAUCUCUCAGUUUAGCCGACGACUUUAAUGUGCGGCAUGCAGGCGGUUUUUUAAUCCAGACAAAAACUCUUUUAAAUUCACUUGAACCAAAGUCCAAACAUGGAAAGGUCGAUCCCUGCUCCCCCUUUUUAAGACUACCUGCUGUUUCACCUGCUUCACCAAAAAACCUGUUUGAUGCUGCAGUUUAGAUGAGUCUUUUUUCAGUUCCCAUGAGCAAACUAGCUUCCUUUAGACUUUUAUGAAAGAUUAUAUAAACAAUAUUUUGUAGACGGCGUCCAAACGUCUCAGUUACACGGCUGUGACUUCCCUGAUAGCUACGUGCGAAUACUUGAAACCACCUGAUGCAAAAACACAGAGAUAAAGACGAUCAGGUUUUGACUUGGCUGACAUUUUAAAACAGCGGAGGAUUAAAGAUGUUGCUCAUCCUACUGGAGAUGUUUUAUUUUGAAAAUCAUGGUGCUCUGACUCACUGUAUGGCAGGAUGUCAGUGUGCACGUUUGGCUCAAGUUCAUUUAAAAAUCAGGAAGAAGUGUCCAAACGUGGUUUCACAGCUGUUCAAGAGACGACAGAAAAAGGUGGCAAACACUGGUGGAUGCACAAGACUUUAGUAAACUAGCACUGACUACUUCGUUCUAUGUUAAAAAGAUUUAUUCAGAGAAACUGCCUUAAAAAAAAACAUCUCUAUGCUUUGUUCUGUGUGGUGGACACGCUGUAUGUUAAGGUCAUAAUUCACUAUUUUAAUCCAAAAUGAGCUGCAUGUGAAGUGUGUGACAAACUGAUUUCUGUGACACUAAAAGCUUCUGUAAUAAUGUGGAUUCCCCCCCCCCCCCCUAUAUGAUCAUAAGAACACUUCCUGUUUCUAAUUGUGAGAAGUUAGUGAGAAGGUGUUGGCGACGCUCCAGCAGUUUGCUUCAGGCCAGCAGCCACAAAAACAGCCGGUAAUGUCUGCAAUGUCAUCUCUUAGGGCAAACCCCCCCCCCCCCCAUUAAGUUAAAGAUGUGCUCUCCACAGGGACAUGAUCAUCAGUUUAAAAGCAAGAUGUCAUUUUUCACCUGCUUUCCUCAAAUAACUCACAAAAUCCGUCGUUUUUACCUCGCUGCUCUCCGCAGCAAUCUUUUCUGUAAUGGUAUUGGACGCUAAGGAUAACAAUACUUGAACCUUUCAGAAGCAAAAAAAAACCCAAAGUAUUCAUACCCUGAUCGGUUUUAUUGCCAUGUUUACUGCUGCUUUUGAGACUACUGGCUGAAGCGAUCUACUGGAGUCACUCCUUAAGUUAUGAUACAUAUUUGUCAUUUAGCUUCAAACCUUGCAAAAAAAACACUAAAAGUACCACUCCCCUACAGAUUAGUACCAUUCCUAGAGUGUAAUUUGUUAGCCUGAAAUGACAGGACAUACAUGGUGCGGACGUUUUGACAUGUUCACCAGCAGAGCAGAGCGACUCACUGGGCGGUUUAUCUGAAUAACACUUUUCUGGAUGUGUCCAAAGGGCAACACUCACCUUAAGUGCAGUCUUCUUCUUUUUUUUUUUUUUUUUUUUUACAACUGGACGAUUUUGAGUUGCUGCCGGCUGUCACCAAAUCAAACUUUAAGGGCAUUACCUCAGACGAGGGGGGCGACUGUGCACCGUUCCUCCUGUAGGAUCUCUGUUCUGUGAAUAUAUACUGUAGCUCUCUGCUCCCACGUGCCCUGUAUAUAUUUAUAUAUAUAGCUUUUAUUUUUUAUCACUGGAACUCUUUUUAAACAAUGUUUUGUGUACUGUAUUGAUAGAAAGGUUUACAAGUGUUUCUACUUUCUUUGUUUGACCGAUAACAGAAAAAAGGGGCGAGUCUUCUUAACAAGAUUUUUCAUUCAGGAACGACCGACUGCGGUGCUCCACGGGCUCCCAACAGAGCCAGCCUAAGUCUGAUGUUAGAGUCCCUUUAUAAAACCAAAAAGUGAUUGUUUACAUGCUUCACUAAUACUGCUGAAUGUUGGCUUGAAAACAGAACACACACGAUAGAUCAAGUUAGUAUCUCUCUCUGUAACGGCUCUUUUAAACCUUUUACUGAGAACACGUU
Labrus mixtus (cuckoo wrasse) is the source of this 5597-nucleotide messenger RNA. RefSeq names its product DNA (cytosine-5-)-methyltransferase 3 beta, duplicate b.1 (gene dnmt3bb.1). The coding region runs from base 520 to 3003 and encodes 827 amino acids. The transcript is spliced from 22 exons. Gene Ontology annotation, cellular component: nucleus. The record is from RefSeq and is a predicted model, not a curated record. NCBI's taxonomy places the organism in Eukaryota, Metazoa, Chordata, Actinopteri, Labriformes, Labridae. Gene Ontology annotation, biological process: negative regulation of transcription by RNA polymerase II. Gene Ontology annotation, molecular function: DNA (cytosine-5-)-methyltransferase activity, acting on CpG substrates; DNA binding.